CGCUGGCAUGUAGUCACACGGGCGGGGAUUUCAUGAAGUAGAUAACUUUCAAAUGGUCGACUCGGCAUCGUCCAUGCCAUAGACAUACGAACGUUUAUUUUACAUAUACAUAACGAUGGGAACUUUUGAAGUUUAUUUAAUUUCUUUUGAGCCAUCAAAGCCAUUAUUUUGUAGUUCAGGAAAUUGUUGUUGGUCUGCGCAUGCGUGUCACACAGGAUGCCAUAAAUUACGAAAGCAAGGGAGGAAGAGAAUAGAUUGAUCGAAGGACGUAGAAGUACAAGGCAUAUUUUCCUUGGCUUUAACGUUCAAAAUACAUUUUGAAAUCCAUAUAGGAACUUACUAACACAGAUAUGUCUUCGACAACGGCAUGGGCUACUGGAUAUCUGAGGAACCCGCGAAUCCUGCAGGCACAUGAGACCAUCGUGGAUAUGCUUCAUGGAAGGACACCAUUCAAUUUAUUGGAUGCUCUGAGUGUAAAUUUUGGUGCUGAUGAUGAAGAUCCGGAUAGCUCCGGGUCCUCAGACAAUGAGCGCUCAUCUGGGCCGUACUGUGGACUCAACCGGAACUUCCUGCAGAGAUCCGGACCUCGUGUCACAGUCGUCACAACGCGGCAAAUCACCCGAGAGGCUAUAAAGGCGGCAGAAAAGAGUGCUGAAGAACUAAUAGAGGAAGAAGAGAGAUUAAAAAAGAAGGCGGAGAAUAAAAGGCUUAAAAAAUUGAGGCAAAAAGAGAAAAAGCGACUACAAAAACAAGAAAAGGAGAAUGCAAAUAAAACUCAUGAUAAACAGAAUAAUGGAGAGGGUAUAAAAAAAAAUCAGAAUAAGAAGUCAGCCGAGUCUGCAGAUGUCGGCCCACAAUGCCACUCUGAUCUCAGUAGUGAGGAAGAAGAUGAGGACAAGGACAGUAUCUCUAGUGAGCAAGAGUGUCGGAAAACGAAAAAACAACUUCAAAAACGGGAAAAAAAGAAUUAUAAUGAAACUGAUGAUGAAAAGACUAUAGACAGUAAGGAAGAUGUUUGUAUUAAGGGAAAAAAUCAAAAUAAGAAGUCUGCAGAGUUACAUCCUGACAAAGGUCCAGAAUGCUCCUCGGAUGGAAGCAGUGAUGAGGAGGAGGAUGAAGAGAAGGAGAGCGUGCGCAGUGACACUGAGGACCUGGACAUGAGCAGCUGUUUUGUGUCAAAUGCUGCGGCGGCCAUUUCCAAGCGUAAACUAAAGACUAAAGAGAAGAAGGACAAAAAGGACAAAAGAACAGGGGAAUCUGGGAAGGAUUUCCAAAAGCCUAAUACUGAACAGCAGAACAGUAAAGCACAUCAGAAAGAGGUCACACCCCUGUCUACACAGAAUCCAGUAAAGGAAGAUCCAGAGAGGAAUAUUACUGAUCUCAUUUCAAGAAGUAUGGAACUAGCAUGCAUCGGGAACCAGUAUGCAGCCAAUGGGAAUUUGGAAAUGGCUGUCAAGUAUUUCACAGAUGCUAUUAUGUACAACACUAGAGAAUAUAAGUUGUUUGGGAACCGUUCCUUUUGCUUCGAGAGAAUGCAGCAGUAUGAAAAGUCCCUGAUGGACGCUAAUGUGGCUCUAUCGAUGAAUCCUCAAUGGAUCAAAGGACUGUACCGUAAGGGCAGGGCCCUCACUGGCUUAAAGAGGUAUAUGGAGGCUGUGUUGGUGUAUAAGGAGGUGUUAACUCAGGACAGUAGCUGUGCUGAUGCUGCCCAGGAGCUCAUUAAAGUCCAGAUAAUGCAACUCAUGGAAAUGGGUUUCACUAAAGAACAGAGUGCGAAUGCCAUGAUCAUCCAUGGAAGUGUAGAAAAAGCUUUAGAUGCUCUAUCUGGACUACAUGGUACUAUUCCUGUUCAUAGUCCUCCUGUGCAGGAGGACUGGGUGCGAGUAGAGAAGCGAUCCCAGUCUCCUAAAGCUGAUUUCCAGGUGGCCUCUCAGCCAGUCCAGCAGCCAGUCCCACAGACCCAGCCUCAACCCCAAGCUUCACCGCAAUCCAAAUAUGUUAAACCAGAACUGUUCCCUGUCUGGUUUGGUGGUCCAAUGCCAGUCUUAACAGAAGCCUAUAUUUAUGACUUGUUUAACCAAGUUGGGCCUGUUCACAGUGUGAAGGUUUUAAGAAGCAAAGGUUGUGCAUUUGUGAAUUACUACCGGAAACAAGACAGUGAAGAAGCCGUUAAGAAGCUGCAUGGUAUUAUAGUAGCAGGAGGAAUACCUCUCACCGUACGCUUUCCUGAUCGAAUACACCCACACCUGGGGGUGUCCCAAGCUGCUGCUACUGAGUGCACAGAUAAACUCCCAGAUGAGUGUUAUUUUUGGAGAUCUUCAGGCUGCAUCAAGAGCCAAAACUGCCAGUACAGACACAUCCCGCAGAACAAGGGCAUCGACCGGAACAAAUUCAAAUAGCCCAAGGAUUGUACAGUGAUCGUAUGCAUUCCAAAGUGAAUAAUCAAUUUAGCCUUAGUAGUUCAUCUAUUGAGCUUGACUAAACACACCAUAUAUUCCUGGCUGUGCAGAGAUGCCAUUAUCCUAUACAUAACCAAACAUAUCAGCUGUUUAACAGGCAAUCAUGCGUGUGCACGCGCGCACACACACAGUAUGCUCAUAGACCUACAGUACUCCUCUGCUGUCUCAAGUACAGGCUCCGGGCGCUCGCUAAUCUCUUGGGUUUUGGGUGUGAAGCUGCCUAAAAAUCACCGUUUUCUCUGACUUGACCUCUGCCUUGGCUCAAGUCCGUUCUUAAUUGGGUGCUCUGCUUCAGAGCUGUGAUUAGUGGAAAGAAAGGCAUUCGGUUGCAAGCUUCUUUAGUUGGUUAAUGAGAGAUCCACGUUUAAUUAUAAGUCAUUUCAAUACUUAGUUUCGCAGGGCCCCUAAAUCAUGUUGAUGGUUGAACUGUCUAAUAAAAAUGGGAAUUGACAGCAUAUGCUACAAAUUCUGGUUUGUGCCAAAAUGUAUUUCCUCAAGUUGAGUGGGGUUUUUUGGGUGUUUGAAAAAUAGCUUUUAGAAUGAAUCCCCAAUGCUGUUUUAUUUUGUAAUUUUAAUAAUGCAAUUGCCUUUCUCCUUCUGUUUUAAUUAAAUUCUUUUACUAAAAUCCAA
Molecule: messenger RNA, 3089 nt
Organism: Clupea harengus (Atlantic herring)
Lineage: Eukaryota; Metazoa; Chordata; Actinopteri; Clupeiformes; Clupeidae
Molecular function (GO): metal ion binding; protein binding; RNA binding
Source: RefSeq, a predicted model, not a curated record